AUGAGAGCUCUCUACAAGUCGAGAGCAUGCCCCCAUUGCCGCACAGAGGCACCAUUUACGAUCUUCACGGACAGUACCGAGAAGCCAUUCCAGGAUUUCAAAGACAGCGACUUCGUCAAGAUAGACGAGAACCUUGGGAUCAAAUUUGAGAAGCAGUCGAUCGUGGAGGACACAAUCCUCCUGCUACGAUACAACUGCCCUGAUCAAACAUGCGACAUGGCGUGCCACUCCUGGCCGCACCUCACGAAACACGUCAGAGGGAAGCACGGCAAGCUCAUGUGUGAUCUCUGUAUACGCCAUAAGAAGGUCUUUGCUCACGAACAUGAGAUGUUCACAUUUGCCGAACUGCGGAGACACGAGACUCGGGGUGACGACAAGCCCGGCGCAGUUGAUCAGACUGGCUUCAAGGGACAUCCUGAAUGUGGCUUCUGCAAAGAACGCUUCUAUGGUGACGACGAACUCUACACGCACUGUCGUGAGAAGCACGAGCGAUGCCACAUCUGCGAUCGACGGAAUGGCGGACGGAAUCCACAAUACUACCUCAACUAUCAGGAGCUCGAGAAGCACUUUGCGUCCGAUCAUUUCGUCUGUCUCGACCCUGAGUGUCAAGCAAAUAAGACCAACGUCUUCGAGUCAGAGAUGGAUCUGAAGGCACACCAGCUGUCUGAGCAUGCUGGUUCGCAGUCCAAGGAUGUGAGACGAGACGCCCGCAUGGUCAAUUUGUCCAGCUUCGACAACGUGCGGACACCUUAUCAACCUGAACGGAAUCGCCGAGGUGGCGGCGGGCGGGGACGAGAUCCCAACGCCGAGCCACUACCAGUGUCCAGCGCUCAGCCAAUGACUCGAGCAGAACUUGCCUACCAGCGAGUAAUGGCUAUUCAAACCAGCCAGACAGUCGCACCACGCACUUUCGGUGGCCAGUUGACCCAGUCUGCGCCAACACCUCGUCCACAGCCCACCCAACAGCAGACUCGUCCACAGCCAACACCACAAGACCUACCAGCACUAGACACGCUCACCAUCGACCCCUCGACAGCCACACCAGCCGACCGAGCCCGCACCCUCCGCCACGCCACCGUAACCGAACGAGCCUCCAAUCUCCUCGGCAACGACGCCACAAAACUCUCCCAAUUCCGCACCAACGUCUCCUCCUACCGCACUUCAGCCAUCUCCGCCGCUGACCUGAUCGACGCCUUCUUCUCCCUCUUCGACUGCAGCGCCAACGAGCUCGGCAUCCUGAUUCGCGAGCUCGCAGACCUGUACGAGAAUGAAGCCAAAAAGACUGACCUACUCUCAGCGUGGAGCAGCUGGCGGAGCAUCAACGAGGACUACCCCUCACUACCGCUCCCACAAGGUGCGGCCGAAGCAGACAACCCGAACGGUGGCCUGGGCGUCAACGUCGGCAGCGGGAGACGUGUACUGAAGCUAAAGUCCAGCACAGCACAAUCCUCCCGGUCAUCACAAGCGCGUCAAGCGUCCUGGAGCGGCAUCUCCAGCGCCGCGGCACCCCGCCAACGCGGCGUCCCAGGCCUCAACCCUGUCGGUGGCGAUGCCUUCCCCUCUUUACCAACAUCAACCCGCAGCGCAGCCAAACCACAUACCUUCAACUGGGCCAACACGUCCUCAUCGACCGCCUCCGCUCGACCCACAACAUCCACCCCGACCCCAUCAACAACAGGGUCCCGAACAAACACCAAACCAGGCCCAGCACCAGUCCGCACGGCCGACGCCUUCCCCUCCCUGCCAACCUCCACAAAACCCCUGAACACGAUGAUCUCCGGCUUCAAUACGCGCGGCUAUGUCCGCUCGACGAAUUCUUCUGCCAGGAACUCCGGGACGAGCACGCCUGCGGCUAUGAAUAGUGUGUGGGGCAAAGGCCCGACGCCGGCGCAGGCGGCUGCUGCUGUUAGCGAUGCUUUCGCUGGUGGAGCUGUCAAUGGCGGAGUGGCGCAAGGGGACGUUGGUGGUGGUGGUGUAGUGCAAGGGAAAGCCAAGGGCAAGGGCAAGGGCAGGGCGAAGGGUGAGACGCUUUAUCAUUUUGGCUGA
Cyphellophora attinorum is the source of this 2046-nucleotide messenger RNA. RefSeq names its product E3 ubiquitin-protein ligase hel2. The record is from RefSeq and is a predicted model, not a curated record. Gene Ontology annotation, molecular function: ubiquitin protein ligase activity; ribosome binding. Gene Ontology annotation, biological process: rescue of stalled cytosolic ribosome; protein ubiquitination. The transcript has a single exon. Lineage: Eukaryota; Fungi; Ascomycota; Eurotiomycetes; Chaetothyriales; Cyphellophoraceae. Bases 1 to 2046 code for a protein of 681 amino acids.